This is a messenger RNA of Pisolithus orientalis, 762 nucleotides long. RefSeq lists its product as uncharacterized. Lineage: Eukaryota; Fungi; Basidiomycota; Agaricomycetes; Boletales; Pisolithaceae. The record is from RefSeq and is a predicted model, not a curated record. The transcript is spliced from 8 exons. The coding region runs from base 1 to 762 and encodes 253 amino acids.
AUGGCAAGCAUCGGUGACUCCAAUCGUCAGAAGGAGCCACUCGAGCACAUCAGUACUGCCUUCAACAACGCAGCCGAGUACCACACUGGAGGACAUCACAAGAAAGGCAAGGACCUUAUCACGUCGUUACCCUCUGACGCUGACGGCCCUCUCGUCAAUGGCGAAUGUGGCUCUGCUAGUGCGGAAUCUGCAAGGAGUGGACUAAUUGUCAGCAGAGGCAUGUUACGUGACUCCUUUAUCUUCAUAGAUGUCAUUCAGUUUGUUGAUUACUGUCAGAGUGAGGGAUGUGUGAUUGCUGGUCGCAAUAUUAUUGCGGGAAUGCGUACAGGGCAGAAUGAUAGUCGAACUCACUUGCAACGGGUCGUGCUUGAAACAGGCGGUGGCACAUCAAAAUGUCGGUUAUCACUUGCCGCUCGUGCUACGGAACAUGUGGCCAAGUACGACUGUUUCAAGGAACAUUUCCACUGCCACUCUCGUCUCCCAAGAGACCAUUCUGGGUACGAGCUGUCAAACUCCUUCCACGGCACCAGUGAUAUAGCAAGGAUGGCAUUGCAGAUAGCCAUCUCCUACAAUAUCGGAUUGAUUCCUGGCGCAGCUCUGUCUGGAAAAGAGCCCGAGAUGCGCUCAAAGAACAACUGCAAGCACGCCGGCCGUAAAAUGACUCCCUAUACAUCUAGUACAUUUGCUGACCAACGCCCCCUCGCCUGGCUCUGGCGCGACGCACACUCAAUCCAACCGUAUUACUCUCAGGCUCAGAUAUAA